AUGCUAAACAGCAACCCUCUGGAACUUAUUUACAGCAAUGAGGAUCCGGCUACAUAUUUGCACUACAAUGGAACCAGAACAACUCCUGAUUUACUCGUGGCUUCAAGCAACAUCAGUGAGCAUACACGGCGCAAAAUAAUUAACAAUCCUGGUUCUGGUCACAAACCAGUCAUUGCUAAGAAUGAACUUCACAGACGUUCCCUCAACUUCAACCAACAUACUGAGAAACUUUGCNUUAUAGACAUGCUAAACAGCAACCCUCUGGAACUUAUUUACAGCAAUGAGGAUCCGGCUACAUAUUUGCACUACAAUGGAACCAGAACAACUCCUGAUUUACUCGUGGCUUCAAGCAACAUCAGUGAGCAUACACGGCGCAAAAUAAUUAACAAUCCUGGUUCUGGUCACAAACCAGUCAUUGCUAGUAUUACAUGA
Molecule: messenger RNA, 432 nt
Organism: Rodentolepis nana
Lineage: Eukaryota; Metazoa; Platyhelminthes; Cestoda; Cyclophyllidea; Hymenolepididae
Source: the annotation of a GenBank genome assembly